Molecule: messenger RNA, 1968 nt
Organism: Lathyrus sativus (Indian pea)
Lineage: Eukaryota; Viridiplantae; Streptophyta; Magnoliopsida; Fabales; Fabaceae
Source: the annotation of a GenBank genome assembly
AUGUCAAACACAUGGAUAUAUAAAUUGUUAUCAUCACUAAUAACAUUGUUGAUAAUUUCAUCUUGUGUCUAUGUAUGUGAAGGUCAAGCAGAGAUGGCGACGGCUCUUCCUCCGGCCGCAGAAACAUGUAACGGAGUUUAUAUUUCCUACACACUACACGACCGAAGGAAGGAAUUUCCCCGUGUCAAGAAUGUCACGGCGCAAUCAUGGGCCUUUAAUGCGACCGCAACGGUUCUCAACACGGGGAAAGAUGUUCUUAAAUCAUGGAAGUUGUUUAUAGGAUUUCAACACGAUGAGAUCCUUAUCUCCGCCAACGGAGGUAUCCCGUUUACAGCGGGAGAGUUUCCCGCGGAAGUCGGAAAUGGGACAACCUUAGUUGGAAGCAAUUUACCAGAUUUAGAAACUUCUAUUAAUACAGCUAAUGAUUUGAACCAAAUUCAAGCAUUGAUUGAAAUUUCUGGUACACAGUUUGGAAUUAAGCCACCUGGAGUUCCAAUGCCUAAAACCAUCAAGUUGGAAAAUGAUGGAUAUAUGUGCCCUCGACCAACGACGCGUAAGAGAACCAUGCAGGCAUGUUGUAAAAGGGAUCCAAAAGCCAAAAAAAAAGUUAUAAAGACAAAAUUCAUACCACGUCAAAAAGGUGACCUAACAAUAUCCUAUGAUGUUCUUCAAUCAUAUGACAACAACUAUCUUGUUGAAGUAACAAUGGAGAAUCAUAGUCCUUUAGGACGUUUAGAUCGUUGGAACCUAACAUGGGAAUGGACAAGAGGUGAAUUCAUACAACAAAUGAAAGGCGCAUUCCCGCGCGAGAUGGAUUAUUCAGGUUGCGUCUAUGGUCCUCCUGGACAACAUUACAGAGACAUGGAUUUCUCUCAAGUUUGGAAUUGUCAAAAACAUCCUGUGAUCAGUGAUAUGCCACCAGAAAAAUAUAAUGAUACUGAUCUUGGUAAAAUACCCUUUUGUUGUCGAAACGGUUCGCUUUUACCUAUAAUCAUGGAUCCAUCACAAUCCAAAUCCAUUUUUCAAAUGCAAGUUUUUAAAUCUCCACCUGAUCAUUUGGAUAAAACUUCUCUUUUUCCACCAGCAAAAUGGAAAGUAACUGGUGUUCUUAACCCGGCUUAUGUUUGUGGACCGCCGUUGAAAGUCCAACCGACGAUAUUUCCAGACAAAAGAGGACUGGAUGCUAUAACCUAUGCUGUUGCAAGUUGGCAAAUAGUUUGCAAUAUAACAAAACCUAAAUAUAGAACAACUAGAUGUUGUGUUUCCUUUUCUGCUUUCUAUAAUGAAUCUGUUGUUCCAUGCAACACGUGCGCAUGUGGUUGCGAUGAAGACGAAGAUAAUGGCCGUUGUAACCCUAAUGCAAAAUCAAUGUAUUUACCUUCAGAAGCACUUCUUGUUCCUUUUGAAAAUCGAACGAAGAAGGCGAUUGCUUGGGCUAAGUUAAAGCAUUUUUAUGUGCCUAAGAAGUUACCAUGUGGUGAUAAUUGUGGAGUUAGCAUAAACUGGCAUGUAGCUUCUGAUCAUAAAGGUGGUUGGAGUGCAAGAAUCACUUUGUUUAAUUGGAGGUCAUUUUUUUUCAAGGAUUGGUUCACUGCCUUGCAGUUCAAGAAAGGUGUUUCUCAUGGUUUUGAGCAAGUUUAUUCUUUUAAUGGAACUUUUCUUAGAAAAUUCAACAAUACUAUUUUCAUGCAAGGAGUAGAAGGAGCAAACUAUUUGAUAGGUUUAGAUAAUGAUACAAAUCCAAAGGUUCCUGGAAAACAACAAUCUGUUAUUUCUUUUACAAAAAAGUUUAUGCCAAAUAUGAGAAUAGCUAAAGGUGAUGGCUUUCCUACAAAGGUGCUUUUCAAUGGAGAAGAGUGUUCCAUUCCAACUCAUAUUCCUAUCAGUGGAAACCAACAUAGUGUAUAUUUAGUACAACAAGUUUUAAUCUUAGUUUUAGCUUUUACAAUGAUUCAAAUAUUGUAUUAG